Messenger RNA from Aedes aegypti (yellow fever mosquito), 1298 nucleotides. RefSeq lists its product as uncharacterized. The record is from RefSeq and is a predicted model, not a curated record. NCBI's taxonomy places the organism in Eukaryota, Metazoa, Arthropoda, Insecta, Diptera, Culicidae. Bases 147 to 1220 code for a protein of 357 amino acids. The transcript has 2 exons.
CUCAUAACUAGCGCGAAACCAAAAGUAGGCGUGAGCUGAAUAGACACUUGACAUGUUGAGUACGAUGAUCAUUGAUCAUUUCGUAAUGUUUGUUUGGAUAUAAUUUCAAAAUUCUAGUGUUUCAAAUCAUAUGAACUUCAUAAAUCAUGUCAAACGACCGCGAACUCUCCCAGUUCCUGUUCAACCUGUCCCAUGAAAUCGUAGCCUCCAAAGACUACUCGGACUGCAACAUCAACCAAAUCUGUGGCAAAUACUACGAAAACUCCACCUACCCAGAUCGCGACCGCCUUCGUCGGUUGGUAUCCGAGCUGAAACGUAAACUGAAGAUCCUUCAACAGCAGGAUAGCUGUAAAGAAAUAAUCUGCCCGUCUUCAGUGGAACCCGUUCCUUCUACCCGGAUGUCUUGCCCAGCAACUCAAUUGUCAAAUGCGAUCAAAUUCCAUCGAUGUGCUUGCCAGCGAUCACGGGACCACAUCGACGACUACUGUCCAUAUCCGGUGCCGACUUCGACGCUGAAAAAGUUAACUUCGGACAAGUGCGUAGAAACGAGCACAGCUCCCGAAGUCUUCUCCCCAACCAAGUUACUCAUCAGCGAUUCCACCCAAUACUCGGCGCCACGUUCCUACGAGUCCUAUUCUACAGGGACCGCUUGCGGCAACUCCGCCUGCUCCAAUUGCGGCAACUUGCUAAAAGAGGAACCAUCCACCCUGGUGCAACGCUCCGGAUACUCCCCGAGAUCUUCGGAAGACUCGAGUACCUUGAUGGAACAGCUCCUGCUCAAACAUUCGGCCACACUUCAAAGCGGACAUUCCAGUGACAUACUGCUGCGCCUAGCUGCUGCGGAUCGGGUCCUGUGCGAGAGCUGCCACGGGAAAUGCCCACUGCAUCGGUGUGGCCAGAUCCGGGGAAAGUACGAGCCACCGCCGGUUUGUUCGGGAAAAUGCGACUGUGGACCUUCGUGCCGAGCACCGACGAGGGCUCCUCCGACCGGGAAGCAGAACUGUAGCUGUCCGUUGAAGAGUUGCAAGCAUUUCGACGGUGAUGGCUCUGCGGGUGCCGGUGGGAGCGGGGGAAGUGGGGGCUUGGGAAGGCAAGGAGCGAUUUUGAGACAAGGGGAAAGCCUGACGCCACCGAUUACGUGCUGCGGUGCGAGGAGGAAGAAGAAGAAACCGACGCAACAGGGCACCUGUCGAAAGAAGAGCUCUAGGAGGAAGGAGUGAGGUAUGCAAUUGGUCAGGUUGAUUUCUAUUGCGACAAUAUAUUUGAUAAAUCGAAAAUUCUUGAAUUAUUUUUUAGAA